AGGCUGCAUUGUGUGCAUGUAGGGCAGGGGCUGGCUCUUUAAGAACAGGACAUUUUUUUUUUUUUGCUCUCUCUCCUUCUGCUUUUCUCAUAUGUAUUCUUUCCAGUGUGGAGCUGCUUCAAAGGAUGAAUAAUGACCUCCUCUGUCUUAUUACAGCAAGGGAAAGCCUCCAUGGGACUGGGCUUCUGCUGCUGCUGCUGAGCAAGCUGAAGACAUGGGCUAUGUACACACAGCAGAGACCCUGAGAGCCUGCCCAGAUCCAUCCUAGAGGAAUCCCAAGCCCCAGCAGCAGCAGCCAGGCCCCUGUGUCCUUCUCCAUCAUCCACUAUCCAGAGACACUGACCUCCUGUCAACUGGGAUCUUCCAUGUAGAGAAGAAAAAAAAAACUGAGUCCACCCACAUGCAUGCACCGUUAAAUAGGCAAGUCUCAUGUGCAUCUCUCAGUGAGACUGCAGCAGGCACAGGCUGAGCAAGGAGCAGCAGAGCUGAUGGAAGAACCCAAGGUUGCAAAACAGAAGAAGACAUGGAGCAAAAAGGUCCUCUUCAUCCUCGGAGUUCUCUUUAUCUUGGGGAUAAUUGCUUUAACUGUAAUAGCCGUCAUGCAGAACAGACCUCUUCCAAAGAAGCUAAAGUAUGGCAUUGUGCUGGAUGCAGGCUCCUCACACACCAGCCUGUAUGUAUAUCAGUGGCCGGCGGAGAAGGAAAAUGACACUGGAGUUGUCACACAGUUAAAAGAAUGUAAAGCUGAAGGCAAUGGUAUAUCUAGCUACUACCUGAAGCCUGCGGAUGCCGGUCGUUCUCUUCAGUUUUGCAUAAACAAAGCCCAAGAAGUGAUUCCAGACAGUCAGCAGAAGCAGACACCUGUGUAUUUAGGGGCCACUGCUGGAAUGAGACUUCUCAGCCUCGCUUACCCGGCGGUCGCCCACGAGGUUAUGACGUCGGUGGCGGAUACACUGAGAUCUUCUCCCUUUGAUUUCCAAGGGGCCCGAAUAAUUACAGGACAAGAAGAGGGAGCCUAUGGCUGGAUCACCAUUAACUAUCUUCUAGGAAACUUUAUUCAAGAAUUUUCACAUUCUAAACCAGUUAGAACAUUUGGUGCUUUAGAUCUCGGAGGAGCCUCAACACAGAUCACGUUUGAGUCCGAUCAAAAUAUUGAAUCAGAAGAGAAUUCCUUGCACUUCCGAUUGUAUGGAAAGACCUACAACGUCUACACACACAGUUUUCUAUGUUAUGGAAAAGACCAGGCCCUCCGCCAGAAGCUGGCUAAUACUUUAAUGGACGUACAGAAUUUCUCCCUGUUGGACCCCUGCUUUAACUCAGGAUAUACAAGAAAUAUCAGCACAAAUGAUUUGUAUAAUAGCCCCUGCGUGUCCGAUCGGAGGACACCUACCGCACCGCAAAGCAUUCAAAUCCAUGGGAGCGGUGAUUAUAAUCUAUGCAAACGACAUGUCCAGGAAAUCUUCAACAUAUCCCAUUGUACCUACUCCAGAUGUUCAUUCAAUGGCAUUUUCCAGCCAGUUUUACAGGGGGAAUUUGGGGCAUUCUCUGCUUUUUUUUUUGUUAUGGACUUUUUAAAGCUAAGCAAAGAGAAGUUUUCUUUGGACACAGUGAAGGAGACGGUGGAAAGACACUGCUCCAAGCCAUGGAGUGAGGUUAAGAAGGUGUCGGGAAAAGUCAAAGAAAAAUAUCUAAGUGAAUAUUGUUUUUCUGGAGUCUAUAUUCUAAAUCUUCUUGAAAAUGGUUAUGGCUUUAACUCCAGCAUCUGGGAAAAUAUCUCAUUUUUAGGCAAGGUCAGUGGCAGUGAUGCUGGUUGGACCCUUGGGUACAUGCUCAAUUUGACCAAUAUGAUUCCAUCAGAGCUUCCCCUGUCUCCUCCGCUGUCUCACGGCAGUUAUGUUGGACUCAUGGUCUUUUUCUCAGUUUUCUUACUAUUCAUCCUUUUGACUUGCUGGCUAUGUUUCCGGAAGCCAAAGUGUCUACAGAAGGGCAUCAUUUAGGAACAUCUUGCAAUGAGGAUCGGAUGACUAGAUUUCAGAGCUGUUCCGUGAAUUUGUCCUGCCGUGGAUUCCUAUGGUGACUUUACAGACGGGAUCAGCCGAGAUAAGAGAACGAGAGCCUUUUCUUACCUUGUGGGGACCACACAAGCCGCGCUUGGAGCACAACUCUUGUUCUCGAAUGGAAUAUAUUAUCAACUUCAUAUUUAUGAAGCUUUUAACUAAGAUUAUUUUUUCAAGAGGAACGUGAUGGAAGACUGUGAGUAGAAUAGACAGAAAAAAAAAUAAAAAAAUCAAUGAACGUAACGAUGGGGCUUACGUUCAGAACUACAAAAACAAACAAACUGAUCUCAGGUGACAUCAUACAGUAUAAUUAGGUCUAUUACUGUAUUUUUAUAAGCCCUUGUCAUUUAUAAUAGGUUGCAUUCCCUUGUCCUUGUCCAGAAGCCAUAGCAUUGCUAUUGUGUACUCCAAACACAUCAUGUUUCUAUAUAAAAUCAGCAAAAAUGUCAAAUGUCAGUGUGGUGCGAGUGCUUGACCAGACACUGUGUCUUUAAGUGCAAGUUUUUCACAAUAAGCAGGAUUAUUAUUCUUUUGUAGGAUGUUUUCUCACCUGUCUGAUAAGGGACAACACAUUCCUAUUCUUUUUUUUUUUUCAUGUGUCUGUUUACCUCCUGACCAGAGAAGAGUAAGAAAAAAAAAUCUUGUCUGAUUAAUUUCUUAAUAAAUCUUUUUAUAGGGAAUAGAUCUCAUCGUUACUGACACAGAGCUCCAAAUCCCCUACAUAGACAUGGAUGAUAAAAUUCAAGUUGUCUGCAGCCACCACUAGGGGGAGCUGACUGCAUACUCUUCAUACACUGAACUCAACAAUAACAGUGUGCAGUAAUCUCUUAAAGGGGUUGUGCCAUAAUUAAUGUAAAUAAUUAAAUUCCGACAUCAUGUAGUACAUGACAAUCUCUUUCUAACAAAGCUAGAACCAUCCAUGUACCUCACAUGGAUCCACAGAUCUCCCCAUUCAUUGCUCCAAUUGUUUUUGCUGGAAUUAUUUCAAGCUGGCAGCGCAGGGGGCGUGUCCUUUCUCAGAGGGCGUGUCUUUUCUGCUGCAGCUCUCUCCCUAUCACAGCUCAGUGUGUGUGUUCUUGCUGCUGCAGCUUUCUACCUGUCACAGCUCACUGGGCAUGUCCUUGCUGCUGCAGCACUUACCCACUAACUUUUGCAACUGCCAGCGGUAGACAUAACUGGAAGCAGUUAAAGAAUGGAGCUGAGCUUGUGCAACCACCUCAGUGAGGACAGAGAAAUAAGGAAAAGAGCAAACAGCAGGUGGCGCUAUACAGAUACAUUUUAUUAACUAAUUCCGUGGUUAUACCAAAUUUUUGAUGGUAUGCCUUUACAAAAGUAUUCAGAGCCAGGAGCUUGUUUCCAAAAUGUAUAAUAUUUUUCACUGGGCAACCCCUUUUAAGCUCCCCCUAGUGGUGUCUAGAAAUGUAUAAUUGAACUAUGUCUAUGCAGGGAAUUUGGAGCUCUGUGCCAGUAAAAUGGAGCAGAGACUGAUGUAAUAAGAGAUUAUGAAGUUCAUCAGUAGUGGAUGCUGGAUUUAAAGUGACCUGAUGUUAAAAGGCGUGCAUUUUCGUAUCACAAUGAGUGCAUUAAAAUGUUCACUAGAUAAGGUCCCGAAAAAUGCUACCUAAUACAACCACCAGGGGGAGUAAGAAGACGUUUUUCUGGUUGUCCUUACCUCCACUCCCUACGGCUGAAGCUAAACAUCUGGUCUCUAUUAGAUAUGUCCUAGGCAGAUACCUACAUAUAGUAGCACUGUCUCAUCUCCGCCCAAUGACCUUUGUGGGAAUGGAUUGUCUGCUUAGGAUGAGGAAGCUUGGAGAUCCCCUUUAAGGAUUAUGGGACCUGAUGAGUUAGGACUGGAGAGCAUCUGAAAGUCAAUCAGUCGUCUUUUGCAGUGGGGUAUAACUAUAGGGAUGGACUGACUGGUCAGUUAGUAACGCACAAAUGUCCCCAGGUGUGGACGCUCUUCCACCCACCAUACAAACAUGGUGGACACCCGUUUGGCACUAGCAGUGGCGCAGAUAACACUGGUUGAGCUACCCCAGGGCACUCUGCCUCCAUCCCCACAUUACAUGUCUGGCCAUAUGGAUCAGAUGGCACCAUACCCUCCGUACCCUAUACAUGUAGUGGCAGUGUUUGCACCUAUGUCUGGUCUGGGAGAGAUUUGAAAGGGAAUUUAUUCUUUAAAAAAAAAAAAUUGAGUGUUUUAUGUGCUUUAUAAAAAUGUAUGUAGUUCUAUAUUACAUGAAAUAAACAUAUCAGGU
Molecule: messenger RNA, 4318 nt
Organism: Bufo bufo (common toad)
Lineage: Eukaryota; Metazoa; Chordata; Amphibia; Anura; Bufonidae
Gene: ENTPD1
Product: ectonucleoside triphosphate diphosphohydrolase 1
Exons: 10
Coding region: 489-1997 (502 amino acids)
Biological process (GO): nucleoside diphosphate catabolic process
Cellular component (GO): plasma membrane
Molecular function (GO): UDP phosphatase activity; GDP phosphatase activity
Source: RefSeq, a predicted model, not a curated record